GGCAGAGAGGCGAUGGCGGACUCGCUGCCCCUGGAGAUGCUCACAUAUAUCUUGAGCUUCCUACCUCUGUCAGAUCAGAAAGAGGCAUCCCUUGUGAGUCGGGCUUGGUACUGUGCAGCCCAGAAUGCCCUUCGAGAGACAAAUGUGCGGUACAACAUUCCUGUGUCCUCUGCCUCACUCUCGGCCAUCAAGAACUUGGGCCUCAGGGGCAUUUCACACAUCAGCUUGACCAAUCUGGAUGGCUCACCAGCUUCGCACCAGGUACUGCAGUCUGUUGCUUACCACUUAGGCCCACACCUGGAGAGCUUGUGCCUAGGUGGGGGCAGCCCCACAGAGGCAUCCUUCUUGGCCCUGAUCCUGGGAUGCCCAGUCCUGCGCACCCUUGAUCUCAGCGGCUGCAACAGUCUUUUCACAUCAGGCACGUUGCUGGCUCAGCCUGAGACAGCGCAGUGUGUCCGAAAGGCAUUGAGUGGCCUUCGUGAUCUUAACCUGGCUUGCCUGCGUGACCUGACUGACCUCAGCUUCAACCAUCUCAGUGGUUGUUUCCCUAGUCUGGAGCGCCUCUCCUUGGCCUACUGCCAUCUAACCUUCGAGUUAGGCCCAACCUGGGGCUCCAUUACCCCCCAGGUUUCCUCUCCCUCCCAGCUUUCCUUCCACAACCUACUCCAGUUCGUCAAAGAGCGAGCUGGCAGGCUGCGUGCCCUAGACCUUAGUGGUACUGGCUUGCCUCCUGAGGCCCUACAAGCCCUGGGCCAAGUGACUGGACUGCAGCUGGAGGAGCUGAGCUUGCAUAGCUGUAGAGACCUCUCCUCAGAGGCUGUGGCCACCCUGUGCCACCAGCAGCCCGGCCUUACUUCCCUGGACCUCAGUGGCUGCUCAGAGCUGACUGACAGGGCACUCUUGGCUGUGAGCCGAGGUCUACAACGCCUGCGGCACUUGAGUCUGAGGAAGCUGCAGCGGCUGACUGAUGCAGGUUGUGCAGCCCUGGGGGCCCUGCACGAACUGCAGAGCCUGGACAUGGCCGAGUGCUGUCUUGUGAGCGGUCGGGAACUGGCCCAGGUCCUAGGCUCUGCUCACAGAGCUCCACCUGCACUGACUUCUCUCAGGCUGGCUUACUGCUCUUCACUGAAGGAUGCCUCAGUGCUCUCCAUGAUCCCAGCACUGGGCCCAAGCCUCAAAGUGCUAGACUUGUCCUCCUGUGUGGCCCUCACUAACCAGACCAUGCAGGCCAUCUGUACCUACCUUCCUCACCUGUCAGUCCUGCGCCUGGCUUGGUGCAAGGAGCUCCAGGACUGGGGGCUUUUGGGGCAGAAGGAGCCGUGUGAGGAGCCUGUGCUAAGUCCCCAGCUACAUCAAGAGGUGGAAAAUCAAGCCCCAGACCCUCAGGAGCCUAAUUCUGAGUCACAGGGCCCCUCCCUGCUCAUGCUUCAGGCCCUGCAGGAGUUGGACCUCACAGCCUGCAGCAAACUGACCGAUGCCAGUUUGGCCAAGGUGCUCCAGUUCCCGCAGCUGAGGCAGUUGUCAUUGAGCCUACUGCCAGCACUCACAGACGUGGGCUUGGUAGCUGUGGCUAGGGGCUGUCCCAGCCUGGAGCGCUUGGCAUUGAGUCACUGCAGCCACCUCAGUGAUGAGGGGUGGGCCCAGGCAGCCAGGUUCUGGCCAAGGCUCCAACACCUCAACCUGUCCUGUUGCAGUCAGCUCACAGAGCAAACUCUGGAUACCAUUGGGCAGGCAUGCAAGCAGCUUCGAGUGUUGGAUGUGGCCAUGUGUCCUCGUAUCAACAUGGCAGCCAUCAGGCACUUUCAAGCACAGCUGCCUCAGGUGACCUGCAUCCAGUCCCGCUUUGUGGGAGGGGCUGACCUGACCCUAACGCUUUGAAGCCGGGUCAGUAACUAUCCCUGAAGCUCAUCUUCCUUCACCAGUAGAGCCUUAGCCCAGGCCUCUGGACCUGAGUUUGCCCCAGUGCCUCCUCCUGCCUUCCCCUGCUCUAGAACCUUUUCUGAGACUCAGGAUGGGACCAUUCCAGGACACUUGCAGCCCCAGUGUACCCUUCAGAUGGUAGCGACCUCUUUUCAGCUACACAUUGGCUGCCAUGGGCCCUGCUUACAGAGGAGCUGGGCCCGAUGCUGGGGAAGGCCAGACUCUGUGCCUCCUGCCAGCCUACUACUCAGACCUAAAGCCUUUGUUCUGCCUGCUCCCAGGGGGUCUCCACCCCUCCUGAGCUUUAGCAGUCAAUCCAUCAACUUCAUUGUAAAUCAAACAAUAUUAAAAAUUCCAGAUUUUA
Molecule: messenger RNA, 2284 nt
Organism: Onychomys torridus (southern grasshopper mouse)
Lineage: Eukaryota; Metazoa; Chordata; Mammalia; Rodentia; Cricetidae
Gene: Lrrc29
Product: leucine rich repeat containing 29
Biological process (GO): SCF-dependent proteasomal ubiquitin-dependent protein catabolic process
Cellular component (GO): SCF ubiquitin ligase complex
Molecular function (GO): protein binding
Source: RefSeq, a predicted model, not a curated record